Morus notabilis is the source of this 3637-nucleotide messenger RNA. RefSeq names its product NAC domain-containing protein 60. Gene Ontology annotation, molecular function: DNA binding. The record is from RefSeq and is a predicted model, not a curated record. Gene Ontology annotation, biological process: regulation of DNA-templated transcription. The coding region runs from base 287 to 1954 and encodes 555 amino acids. NCBI's taxonomy places the organism in Eukaryota, Viridiplantae, Streptophyta, Magnoliopsida, Rosales, Moraceae. The transcript has 10 exons.
UGAAUACAUCUGAUCAAAUAAAUAGUUCUUCACUUCACCCACUUCACUCUGCGAUAGUUUUCCUCUCUCCUUGCGCUAACCAAAAAACAUUUUGAGAGAGAGAGAGAGAGAGACCAAAACCCCAGAGAGUCACUCUCUUUCUGCUUCAAUGUCUCUUGCUCUAUCACGAUGACUCUUUAACAGUUUCGUUUAUCCAUUGCCCUUUCUUCACCUCAAAUCAUCAAACCCAAAAAUCCAAAAAAAAAAAAAAAAAAAGCAAAAGAAAAUUGGUUGGGAAAAAAAAAGUAUGAGUCUAUCAGUGCCACGAAAUCUGCCUCCCGGGUAUCGAUUCCGACCCACAGAUGAAGAGCUCAUGAAUCACUUCUUGAGGCUUAAGAUGAUCAGAGGAUGCUCCGACGUCGAUGACGACAUCGCCGAGGUCGAUGAUGUCUGCAUGUGGGACCCUUGGGAAUUGCGUUUGAAAUCGAAGAUCGAGUCCGAUGAUCAGAUAUCGUGGUUCUUCAGUCGCCGAGACCCGAAAAACAAAAGGACCAAAAGGAAGACGAAAACAGGAUUCUGGAAAAUCACGGGCAAAGAACAAGAAAUCAAGGGUCGAGACGGCAGAGUUAUUGGAAAGAAGAAGAUCGUGGUGUUCCUCACAGGUCCCACUCCUGGCCGUGGGACCGACUGGGUCAUUCACGAGUACCAUCCCCUUCCUGAGAAUGUCCUUCCUAACCAGAGUUACUAUGUUAUCUGCCGCUUGGAGAACAAAGCUGUUGAGAAAGCUGGUCCGCCAGGCUGUGACGACAGUGAACCAAGCUGCGACAUCACAUCUGACGUCGAAAAUUCAGUAGCAUCUGCUGCAAUUUCAGAAGUACAUGGUCAAGCAGAAGGGAAUGCGGAAUUGCUCCCGCAACAUUUUCAAUAUCACGACAUCGCAUCUGACGUCGAAAAUUCAGUAGCAUCUGUUGCAAUUUCAGAAGUACAUGGUCAAGCAGAAGGGAAUGCGGAAUCGCUCCCGCAACAAGUUCUCUCAUCAGAUGACUGCUUCCUCACUGACGAGGAAAUAAAUUUCCUCAAUGCGUGCUUAGAUAACGAUCAUACCCAGCUCAUGCCUGAGCACCAUCCUGAAACGGAGAAUUCCCUGCUUCAUCAGAGGCCCGAUAUUACUCACUGCUUAGAGAGCAAAACUGAUGAGAAUGCUGGUACCCUAGGCUGCAACAUAGGCAAACCAAGCAGCGACAUCAGAGCUGAAACCGAAAAUUCAGUAGCACAUCCUGCAAUUUCAGAAGUAUCUGGUCAUGGAGAAAGGAAUGCAAAAUUGCUCUCGCAACCAGUUCUCUCACUAGAUGACUGCCUGACAAUGGAGGAUUUAACGCCGAGCUUGUCGGACAGCUUCAAUGAUGGUCAAAAGAGCAACUGGGUCAUGCAUGAGCACCGUCCAGAACUAGAGAACAGCCUUCCUCAGCAGUGGCCCUAUCUUACAUGCUGCUUGGAGAACAAAACGGAUGAGUAUGUUGGUUCUCUGGACUGCAACAUAGGCAGACCAAGCAGCGACAUCACAUCUGAUAUCGAAAAUCAAGUAGCACAUACUGCAAUUCCGGUGGGAGACGGUCACACAGAAGUGAAUGCAGAAUCGUGCUGGCAAACGUUUUCCUCACCAGAUUACUACUACACAGAGGAGGCUAUUAGUUUGAUCCGCUCAUAUAGCCUCUGUGAUGACCAUAACAAUUCGCAUGCUUUAUGUGGAUCUGCUGAACCAAUAAUGUGUCCCGCAGAGUUUCCGGAUGGGCGUAAAGCUGAUCUGUAUGAAAACUACAAUGGGGAGACAGCAAACAAUCUUUCCAAUGACUUCAUCCAGCCAAAGUCAUUGAAAAGGCCUUAUUUCCCCGACAUUCCAGCUAGUAAUGACACUAAUGCUGAAGGAGUCGAUGGAUGGGUUAAAAGACCCCGUUCAUUAGCCCUUGGAGAAUGACUCCAAUAGCUAAUGAGCCAAUGCAGGAGAAUAUCGUAGGAGGUUUCUAAUAAUGUGCCGUCACAUUAUUAUGAGGGUUGUGAUAUUCUCCUGUAGGUUUUUUUUUUCCUUUUUUUAAUAAACCUUCCUAUAUCAGCUUCCAUAUGAAAUCGGAAAGUUUACUAUUUCCUUGCCAGCCAGAACAUACCAAGUCCUACCCCUCAAAGAAAAACCAUCCUUGUCCACAAAAACCAACAAUCGAAUGAACCAUUACUGUUUGAAUCUAUACUAUGUAUAGCCAGCACUAGCAAAAUCAUCCUUCUACCAAGAAUUCCUUCGAGAUUCUGUCCAGAAAGCUUUCUACCCUGUCAUAACCACAAGAAAUUCCAUCCAAUUAGGCCUAUGGGCUAUCCAAUGUAGCAAGACAAUCAUUGCUCAUGGAUGGACCAAAGGCACCCCCAGAUGUCCCUUCUUAAGAAAAAGUCCCUUCUUAAGAAAAGAAAUGGCAAAACCAAAUCUAUUUCCAACCUUUCUUAAUCUUGCAACAUGGGAUGCGAAAUCACCCCUUGAAGCUGAGUAUCAAGAGUUGAGAGUCGUCUUAACACCCAGUAAAGCACUGUAAGCUUUGUGAUGAAGCUUGUGCAGUUCUCUCUAAUAGCUAUCCUUUUUUAUCUUAAUCCAAGAUGGCAAACGAGGAUGCUAAAAUGAUGGCUUUGAUAAUGCGUUUUAGCAGCAAAAUUUUCUUGCCGCUCGAAAUGCUCAUAUAUCAUGAGCUCGUACUGGGUAAUAGCCAACUUCGUGUCUACCUUUUUCUACACCAACCGCCUUUCCACAUUGUCCAUAUUGCCCCAUACUGCAAUAAUAGCAGUUGUUCAACGAAAUGAUGCUUGGAGUGUUUAAGCGUUAGUAGCGUUAAUAAAUUCUCGAGUAUAGUAGCAACCGAGAAUUGCCUGAAGAAGAAAGAACGUUUUGUAAAUAACAGGUACGUUUUGUAAAUAAAGGAGGCGUUGACCCGUGUGGCUUUGAAGAACUUAGGUACUUCCUAGGAGGAUCAUGGCGUCAUCGGGUUUUCUUUGCCCGAGGAACCAAAGGCGAAGAAGAGCUCAGAUUAUGUUAAGCAGCGGCUGUUCUCAGACAUCUGGAAGAGACUCGCAUCAAUUAGGGGUACUUUCAUAUAGACUGACAGAUGAAUGAACUUCUGAUGAAAGGAAUGAAGAAAAGUUUUCGUACCAUAUCCAGUCUCCGGAGGUUUAUCUGUUGGUUCAAAGAAAAUCCCAACUUGAUGCGACAGUCGAAAUACCUGGUGAAACUCUGCGAGCUUAUACCACUGACUCCAUACAGGCCACAAUUCUUGCCCUUAGCGAUCGGUUCCCGAAAAGGAUGCUUCCUCUGUCAACUUAACAGCAAAUGCGGAGGAAACUGGAAACACCUUGUCGGCACGACGACCUGUUCGCUGUUUUCGCUUGGGAACUGUAGUUUGUCAUGUGGAGCCUGGUGCUAGAACUCGGCAGAAACAUGGAGUUCUUUUGUCUGUUAUGUUAUGUUUGUCUUUCAUAGUGUAUAGGAAUACCCCUGGUAUUUCUCAUAACAAUACAAUUAGCUUUAAAAUCCCAAAGCAUGUGUGCUGUGAUAGAAUUGCUUUACUUAUAUGUACAUAUAAUCACUGUUUUAUUAUCAUGACAAUGGCGAGUCCUGUUGCAAUCC